AAGAGAUCAUUAUUGAAGGACUAGCACAGACCAUUAAGUCUCCUAUCCUUUCCAAACUGAGACAGUUUGAGACUUGGAUGUAAUUGGAAAUUGAAGACUGAGGGUCAACUUCAUCAACCGCCGUUUUCAUAAUUUUGACUAUAAAACUCAUGUCCACUUUUUUAAUUUCAGUGAAUCGAUAAAUGGGAAAGAAAAAGCUCAGUAACACACAUCCUUCGUGUGAUUUUUGUUUCAGUAAACAUGGUUUGGAGGAUCUGGAGUCAUUAUAUCCCACACUCCUAAAAGUUGCCGGAUGUAAUGAAUUGCCCUUACUGGAUUUAUCUUCAAUUCAAAUGGAUUUAGAACAAGUUUUGGCUAGCGUAGUAGAACGUGUUAUUUGUCUUAAAGCUGAGUCUAAAGGGAAGGGUUUACCCGUUAAUAUCAUUUCUUCACUAAAAUAUCAAAAAGGAAGCUCUGAGCCUGAAUCCAAUCAACAGUGUCUCUCAAAAUCUUCGUUGGUUGUUAAAGCUAAUCCCGACAAACCACUUACUUUAAUAAUAUCUCAGCGCUCAGGUCCUUGCCCGAAUUCUCAAUCAAUACUGCCUGCUAUUUCUAGUGGACUUAGCAAAGUCAAACCUUCAGUGAGUCCAUUCGGCUUGCGACGGUCCAGCAGGUCAUCCGUUGAAGAAACACCUGAGCCGAAUUCUCCCACAUCUGACAAGAAUCAGUUGUCUGCAAGUUAUGCCAUUCCGAAUAAAUUCUGGGAAUUAAUGGAACCAUAUUGUGCUGAAAUAACUGAGGCGAAUGUCAGUUACUUAGAAACCCUUAUCCGAUCAUAUCAGCAUUUGGAAUCAAUUUACUUUCAUUUGCCUGUGCUUAGACAAAGUGAAUCGUGUAAAAAUGAAACCAACGAAGUACCAGCUUGCAAAAGACUUCGGCGUGGUUCUCAAAUUUUUCAACAGGCCACUACAGACGAAUCAUCAUGCUCAUUGAAUAACUGCAAUUCGUCUAUGUCCUCAUCUCAAUUGCUCAAUGUAACUAAAUACUUGGAAACAGAGCUCAAAAAGCCAGUCCCUGAAUCUUCUAUGUUAAAUAAAAUAUCUCAGUCCCUUUUGGAAUCUUGUUAUCAAGACGAUAUAUUGUCAAAUUUUAGUGGAAAAUUAAAUUUCACUACACAUCAAGUAACAAAUAAUGAAUUUGAAGAUAAUCAUUCAGAAUGUACUGAUCCUAGUGGCUCCGAUCAUGGAACUGUAUCAGCUGAAGCAAUCCAUAUCAACAGAUAUAACAAUAACUCCAAUUCGUCAAAUACAGUGAUAAAUUCACAAGUGACGAACUAUCCGUCAUCAGGAUCUACGAUAACAAAUCACGAUUUCCUAAUCGAUCCACAUUUGCUUACUUCUCGCGCUAGUGAACCACUUAAAAGUUUAGCUAAACAAUUACGUGUCAGUUCAUCAUAUCGAGUAGAAAAAAAGAUUGCACAGGCGAUUGAUGAGCUGGGCUUAUUUCCCCUUAGUGUUUUACAUCCAAAAGUUUCACCUUUGGUUGAAUCCAAAGAAGAUUGUAAUCCUCACAAUUUAUCUUCCAGUGCAUUAUGUAAUGAUGCUGUUUCUCAUUCAACAAAAUUGAUUAUCCGAAAAAAUAAAAUUACUUCAUCAAAUCCAAUGGAAUCAGGUCCAUUGAAACAUUCAGAGGAAGUUCAAGAUACUCUUGAGAAAAAUCGUGUUUUCAAAAAAUGCCGAGUAAAUAAUGACAAACCAUUAUCUCCUUUACCUGAGCAUCACAAAAAUGCAUCAUGUGAACCAAAUCCAUCGGAUAUUGCACAUUCCACGGAACUGUCAUUGUUACCUGUAAAAAUGGAAAAUAUCAAUCCGAUUGUCGAUGAUAAUAAUAAUAAUAGUAAUAAUAAUAAUAGUAAUAAUAAUAAUAAUAAUAAUAAUAAUGGCCGAAUUAAAUCCACAUGUUAUAUAAAAAAAUUAAAACGAAGGAAUUUAAAAAUGUCAAAAUCAUUAUGUUAUAGAAAUAAAUUACGAAACACUGUGAAUAGCAAUAAUACACAUAAUGAAAUUCUAUACAAUGGAAUAACUUCUUGUUUGAAUGAUUCAAUGGAAUUAAACAAAUCGGAUCGCAUUCCUAACUCUCAUCCUGGUCCUAACAUUCCUACCGUCGACAAUGAAUAUUUCAAUGACCUGAAUAAUCCUCCAGGAAAACAGGAUCUACAUACUAAUGUCAGUCCGUGCAGUCGUGAUAGUUUCACUACUCAAUUGUCGACGGAAAAUGCAAAGCGACUAAUUUAUCCAACAAGUCCUUCUAAACAAGUCCACCAUUCUCUAAGACAUAAUCGUUUUUCACCGAAUAACUUAUCUGGAUUUCAUUGUAAUGGGGACUGUAAUCCUUUAAUUGGUUCGUUAGAGGAUCAUAAACCAGUUCUCGUAAAUGGUGAUUUAUCAUUAUCUGAAUUUCACAGUGAAAAAUUGACGGAAAAUGAUAGAUUAUGUGAUAAACCGAGUUCGAAUUGUAAUACUUUUGAGGGAGGUUAUGAAGCAGCUCAGGUAUUAGAUUCCAACCUACACAGUUCCUUGAGCCAAAUUAAUGAACAAUGUACUACUCCACUUCAAAAUAGUCAACUUAAAUUCAAAAUGGAGUCCAACUGGACAGAAAGAACAAAUCAUUUAACAGGAAAAAGUAGUCAUGAAGCUUCUCCUAUAAUCCAGCAUAAUGAUUCAAAGUCACCAGACUGUGGUAUCAACACAGUGGUUCAAAAUCAUAUGCUAUUUAGUCAAGAUACUCCAUCAACAGCGACUACACAGCAUGGAUCUAGUGCUGGUGAUGAUAUUGGCUUGGCUAUUAUUCAACGUCAACGGGAACUGAGAUUGUUAUGUACGGCAAACCAUCGAAUGCUUCGGCGACUCGUACAGGCAGCUAGAAGAGAUAUGCAACGCCAAGAAAUACAAAGGCGUCUAGCAAUUGCAGAUGCUGAUGUAAGUUCAAAGCGGUUAGUUUUUUGUAGUAAGUUUUGGUUAUAAUUUUGUUUCAGACCACGUGAUCCUGGUUCUCACUUGACUAAUUGAUUUGCCCAAGAAGACAUCAAGUGAACAAAUCAAAUUAAUUCGACAAAGUUUACAAGAUUAAUGAAAUCGUGUACACUUUCAUGUAUGCGAUACCAUUGGUUUCAUCCACAAGUUUCAACAAACGAAUAACGACAAUAUUUGUAAAAUUUGCAUAAUACACUAUCUUUUCAACCUAAAAUCAUGACAGAAAAAUAUUAUGAUCUACUGCUGAAACUCCAAAACGACGACACUAAAUAUCGCUCCCGUGAAGAAAGCCCGCUUUCCCCCUUCAAAUGCUCUCUCUGUCAGGAAAGGUUUAAUCACUCACUUCACGUGGCAGAGUUGUUGUUUACGAAUUUGAGAGGACAAAAAGCAAAUAUCCGGCGCCUAAACCAGGUUGAUGGGUGCGGAGGAUCUGCCUAAGAAAGUUGGAAAUUCUUGAGUUCGAACCAUUCGUCCACUGGGUUCUUUGAUCCCAAGGAACAAAUGUUGUAUGAACCUAUUGUUAGUCAUCGGCUACCAUCAUACCACAUCUAAUGUUGUUCCACUGUAUCUGAGUGUAGCCCCCCAAUAAUUCCAUCUGUUUCGGUCCGGGUGCCCGGGCAGUAUCCCAAAGCACACAAAUGUAAUGAUAACUGAUUUAUAUGACACAUAUAUUUUGGUGUCUUUUUAAACCAAUCUUUGUAUGUUUAAAUAAACAAAGUCAAACAAAAAAGAUAUCUCCCCUUCCAAAUUAGCUUUGCAUCGAUUGCCUUCAAAUAAAACCUUAUUGUCUCUUGGUAACUUCCCCUACCUCAUUUGAAAUUGGUGAAACAUAGUUAUAUGUUAAUAAGUAGACGAAACAAGCUUUUAGUGUUUAUUUUUAAUAUCAUUUUUCCAUGUUAUUUUGAGUACAGCAUAGCAUAAAUCGGUAUAAAUGAACAUUUAAUUAUCUCGGGAAAUAGAAUUAUAACUAAUAAUUUCAUUGAAAUAUUCCAUCAUUAUCUUAACACUUCAUUUCAUGGGAUUUCAAUAGUAUAAUUUCCAGAAAUGAGAUGCAGUAUACAUUUACGAUAAUAAAAUUUCAUGUAACCUUAAGUCAAUGCAUCAACGGAGAAAUACAUACAGAUUAAUGAACUCGGCUUUGAGACACAUCAGCUUUAUAUAUGUUGUAAUUAUACUAUUAUAUUGUUUAAACUGAAGCAGAUCUGAGAGAUUAACAUCCUAACCUACAAUCUAUUAGGUAAAAUAUGAUUUCUUCAAUCAUUAAGUCAUUAUUUUAAUUUAUAUCGUCAUUAUGUUUCACUAGAAAUCAUUAACACAGUUUUAGUUUACUAUAUAAUUCUACUUUUGUGAAAUAAUUCACCAGCGUAGUAGAUAUACAUUUUUCUCUAGAAAAUGGCUCUUUUCAUUAGUGUAAUUGGUGUAACAGAUAGUUUAAAAUAUUUUUCUCUCUCUCGAGUAUACUGCGAUAAUAAGUUAAUACGAUAAUAAGACAGGUCACGUUAUAUCAGAUGUAGUAUUCACAGCCUAGAAUAGAGAAUCAGAGUGUAGACUAGACAAUAUUCUGUUCAACACAAUUGCAAGCAGUCACUCUCAGUGAGUUCGCAGAUGUCAAUAACAGGAAGGAAAAUUACACAUUUAGUGGUCAGUAAACUAAAUGCCUGUUUGUUCACGCUCAGUGGAAAAUCAUAUAUCAAUUUCACUACCACAUAUCAGUAAUCCAAUAAAGGAGUAUUGUUUGUAAAUGACAUGCCUCAGUAUGAUUAAUGAAUAAAAAAUAUUUAAACGAAUUAUUUUUUUUUUUAAACACAUAAAUAUUGGUACAAAGGGGCAUCAGAUGUAUAUGUGCCAUACAAAUCUCAUUUGAUUUGUGUGAGGGCUGUGAUACUGCCCGAGUGCCCAAACUGAAGCAGGUGGUUUUCUAAAGGGGACACACCCGGAGCCUUCGACCUAAAGGUCUGAUCCACAAGGCAGUGGAGCAUCGUGAGGAGAUGCAUUCCCAUGGUAGCCGGUGAUCAACGAUUGACUCAUACACCAUUUGUUCCCUCAGGAUACUG
This is a messenger RNA of Schistosoma rodhaini, 5065 nucleotides long. Lineage: Eukaryota; Metazoa; Platyhelminthes; Trematoda; Strigeidida; Schistosomatidae. The record is from the annotation of a GenBank genome assembly.